This is a messenger RNA of Clonostachys rhizophaga, 1152 nucleotides long. NCBI's taxonomy places the organism in Eukaryota, Fungi, Ascomycota, Sordariomycetes, Hypocreales, Bionectriaceae. The record is from the annotation of a GenBank genome assembly.
AUGACGAACCUAAACAUUCGGGUCGCAAUCAUUGGCUUUUCAGGCCUGAUUGGCAAACGGCACACCACUCAUGUAGUAGCGAAUCCUUCAACGGAGCUUGUAGCAACCGUCGAUCCAUCUCCUACGGCUCCAGCGGUGGCGAGCUCGCUCGGCAUCGAAAAUGUCCCACUCUUUACCUCUAUCGCGGAAAUGCUUAAUUCCAGCGUACCUCGCCCAGAUGCCGCCAUCGUCUGUACUCCAAAUCACACCCAUGUCCCAUUGGCGACAGAGCUUGUCGAGGCCGGUAUUCCAGUCUUAGUUGAGAAGCCACUCAGCAAUGACAUCGAAUCUGGCCAAAGGCUGGUAGAUCUGGCACGGAGCAAAGGAGUUCCUCUACUUGUCGGGCAUCACCGGCGAUUCAAUCCGUACAUAAUCGCUGCUAAACAGGCAUUGGACUCCGGCAAGGUGGGAAAGGCCACCGCCAUAUCAGGAAUCUGGGCAGUUUUCAAGCCUGAUCCUUAUUUCGAUGCCAGCCCUGUUGGAGCGUGGAGAAAGUACAAAUCGCAGGGAGGAGGUGUGGUGUUGAUCAACAUGAUCCAUGAAGUUGAUAACCUGCAGUUCCUCUUUGGGCCAAUCAUUCGGAUUCACGCAGAGGAGACUCUCCGACGGCGGGUAACUACAGCUGAAGGGGAUGGCGAUGAUGCAGCCGAAGAGGGAGUUGCUCUAACUCUUCGGUUUGCUUCAGGCGUGGUAGGCACGUUCAUCAUCUCCGAUGCUGUUGUAAGCCCGCACAACUUUGAAAUGGGAACAGGGGAGAAUCCGACUAUGCCACGGGUACGGAUACCCCAAGGAAGCGAUGAAAUUGAUGUGUACCGUAUUUUUGGUACUGAAGGUACGCUAAGUGUGCCGGAUAUGAGGCUCUGGAGGUAUCAUGAAGGUACUGAAAAAAGUUGGACCAGUCCUAUUGGACACGAAAAGCUUGAGAUUGACCAAGAUCCACGUGUUCCGUUCGAUAGACAGCUAGAUCACUUUGUCAAGGUUGUGUUAGGACAGGAUGAACCGAACUGUACUGGACAGCAAGGAUUAAGCGCACUCGAAGUGUGCGAGGCUAUUAGAAGCGCAAUUAGAAGUGAUACGGGAACUGUCACAUUGAAGCGGGAAGUUUCGAGUUAA